GAUGUUAAUUUUUAAAUUUAUUUAUGAAAAAUCAUCUAACUUAUCGAUGAAAAAUAUUCCGUACAAUCAACUUUAUCAACGAGUUUCUAACUUGCCUACAAUGGAUAUAACUUGUUGAAAAUUAUUUGCAUCAUCAACACGGAAUCUAAUCGAUCUUAAGAGUUGACGCAAGCGCCAAAGGGGGUGGCAUACGCCGCGCCCCUGCUUCGAGACUGGUAAAUUUCACCAAAACAAACCAGUGAGCAUGGAUGCUAGGAACGAGUAGCUGUUAGAGAUUCAUCGUUCUUCUCUUUCCCUUUACAUCAUUCAUCGAUAGCGAUUUAGUCAACAUGAGUCCUGGACUUGGACACGACCCUCUUCCCUCGUACAAUAUCACCGCAUUAGGUAACACAGCAUUGUGUUUGUGGCAGCAACCGCAGCAUAUAUUAUUUCAAUUGGCGAAUUUUUGCUUUGCGUUGUCAUAUUCGGCGCCCUCCUCUAGAAAAGGGAUAUUAUUCAUGCAUUCUGUUUUAAUAAUAGGUUUUAUGUUAUUAUCUGGUUGGGCAUGGCACGUGAUUUGCGCACCGGAUAUUUUCUCUUGGAAUUUUAGUUUCUUGGUGCUAAAUAUCGGUCAAUUGGUUUAUAUCGUUUAUCAAAUGAGACCGGUCCGUUUCGACCCUGAAUUAGAGGAAGCGUAUCAUACGCUUUUCUAUCCCUUUAAAGUAUCUCGGCUGCAAUUUAAAAGAUUGGUAUCUCCAGAAUUUGCAUCGAUAAUGUCUUUGCACGCUGGUGAAGCGUAUGCAAUGCAAAAUUUAACGCGUACCGACAGAUUGGGAUUAUUGCUGAGCGGCAAAGUGAAUGUUCUUAGCGAUUCGAAUUUCUUACACCCUAUUCUGCCUUGCGAAUUUUUAGAUUCACCGGAAUUCGAAAGUUCUCGAGCAUCCGUCGAUGACAAAUUUAAGGUGACGAUUGUUGCCGCAAGUUCGUGCAGAUAUUUAUAUUGGCAGAGAUCUGCAUUAGAAUAUCUUUUAGUAAAGGAAGCAUAUCUCGCGACAGUUUUAACAACGCUGGUUGCCAGAGACAUCGCGACAAAACUGUACGCUAUGAACAAUAAGAUUGUUACAGAUAAAGGAUCACAUUUGGAUAUAAGACUUCCAACGAUCAGUGCAGGAUUAACGAUAAGCGGCGAAUAUAGAAGUCCAAGAGCAUCCAGACAAGCAUUGAUUCGCAGAAAAGAAUCAUCUUUGUCUUCCGAUAAUGGUAUUUCUAAUUUAAAAGAUCGUCCAGCGAAUAAUCUGUCGAAGAAAGGAGUACCAAAUAUGGAACCGCUUCCUGAAAUGCCGUCUUGUGACGAUUUGGCAUCCAGUGGUGUAGAAAGUUGGUUAGAUUCAUCGAGCAAGUAUCACAGUUGCGAGAUUGUGGACGAAGAAUAGCAGGAAGCUUCCUUAACGCCGGACACAUUUUACGAAGAAGAUAGCGAUUAGUGUCCGCGUUAAGGUAUUGUAAGAUGAACACUCUAGUAUUUUUAACAAAAAUUAUACAACAUUUCGAUCUAUAUGAAAGAAAAAACUCUUUUUUAAAUUAUCCAAAAAUUAUUCAAAAGUGCUGUUUAUUGCGUCUUUCUGAUCUGUGAACGAUACGAACGAACAAAUCAAUUAAUUUGACAAACGAAAUGUUUUUCACUUAUAAAACCUUGGGAAAUCUUUUCAUAACAUUUUCAAAGAAAUAUGCCGUUUCAUUUGCACAAAUAUAGCUUGAAACAAAUAGAUUAUAUUUUACUUCAUAUAACAAUAUACAAUUAUAUUAAAUAGAUAAAAUUAUUUAAAGACGUAGUAUGGAAGAAAAAAAAAAAAUCAUAGAUAGCCUAAGUGAAUGAACACCAAGUGGAAUAAAGAUAUAAUCUCUAAUUCGUAAAACGAACGGAUCCUAUAAUGUUUACUCGAACAAUAAAAGUGGGUCUACAUUUACUGUAUAUCAAAUCAUGUGGAUGGAAAGUGUUGCCUAUUAAAAUAUAAUACACGUUAAGAUACACCCACCUUAAGACGCAUCGAAAUCUCAGGUGUAGUGUUCAAAAAAAUGCAUUUUUAUGAAAUUUAUGAAAUUUAAUAAAUUGACGUACGUGUUAUUA
Messenger RNA from Apis mellifera (honey bee), 2107 nucleotides. Its product is annotated as popeye domain-containing protein 3-like. The coding region runs from base 330 to 1412 and encodes 360 amino acids. The record is from RefSeq and is a predicted model, not a curated record. Gene Ontology annotation, molecular function: cAMP binding. The transcript has 7 exons. Lineage: Eukaryota; Metazoa; Arthropoda; Insecta; Hymenoptera; Apidae. Gene Ontology annotation, cellular component: sarcolemma.